UUGAAAUGCAACGUGUGUCCAGCUUCCAGCGUCAGAUAAGAGGGUCCAAAGGAAAAUCCCUCCGCGGAACCAAUACCAAACCAACAAUUCCUAUGGCGGCGCUGCCUCUUCUCCGGUGGGGCGCCUCCUCCCUCCACGCCCACUUCUCCCCUACCCCGCCGCGACGCCUCUUCUCCGCUCUCCGACAGCCCCCUGCCGCCGGCCGCUACGAGCCAGGCUCCAGGGUCAUGCUUAAGGGGAUGGACUACCCAGAGCUCGAGAAAUGGGAGCAGUCGCAAGGAUUCCGACCGGGACAGGCCAUGAUGCUGUGGAAAUGCCUCUACGGGAACAACGUCUGGGCGCAUUGCCACAACGAGCUGGCUGGCUUGAACAAGGACUUGAGGAAAAUGAUAAGUGAUCAUGCUGAUCUGAAGGCAUUAACUAUUAAAGACAUUAUUACUGCAUCAGAUGGAACCCGAAAGAUACUGUUCUCUCUUGAAGAUGCCUCAGUGAUUGAAACAGUUGUCAUUCCUAGCGCCAGGGGCCGGACAACGGUCUGUGUUUCAAGUCAAGUGGGCUGUGCCAUGAAUUGUCAGUUUUGCUUCACUGGGAGGAUGGGUUUGAGGAAGCAUUUGUCUACAGCUGAGAUAGUUGAGCAGGCUGUGUUUGCUCGUAAGCUAUUUUCAGAUGAAUUUGAUACUAUUACAAAUGUUGUAUUUAUGGGCAUGGGCGAGCCGUUGCACAAUGUAGAUAACGUAAUAAAAGCAUCAUCUAUAAUGGUUGAUGAGCAGGGUCUUCAGUUUAGUCCUCGCAAGGUUACUGUAUCCACAAGUGGUCUCGUUCCAGAGAUAAAACGCUUCCUCAACGAAUCCAAUUGUGAUCUGGCCGUGAGUCUUAAUGCAACAACUGAUGAGGUUAGGGAUUGGAUAAUGCCCAUUAACAGAAGGUACAAUCUUAGCAUGCUUCUUGGCACUUUAAGGGAGGAACUUCGUUUGAGACCUAAGUCCAUAGUGCUAUUUGAAUACGUCAUGCUUUCUGGGGUGAAUGACAGCUUGCAGCGUGGAUGAUGCAAAGAGGCUUACGGAGCUGGUUCACGGUAUUCCCUGCAAGAUCAACCUCAUCUCUUUCAAUCCCCAUAGUGGGUCGCAAUUCAAGCCGACGCCCGAUGAGAACAUUAUCGAGUUCCGGAACAUGUUAAUCCAAUCUGGUCUUACUGUAAUGGUGCGGCUAAGCAGAGGCGAUGACCAGAUGGCUGCCUGCGGGCAGCUAGGAGAGCCUGGUGACUAUCAGCUACCGCUGCUCCGUGUACCUGAGAAAUUUCAGGUCGCCUUAUGAUGCCAAGUACAUAGUACGUACUUGUACAGUAGUAAAACAGGUGGCCGGGAACAACCUGACAAAGACAAGGCAGUAAUAUGCGUGUAAUGAGGAUAAAACCACGGUCAAUCAUCUUGCUGAGCCAGCCUUACGACCGUCGAGCAUUUUCUGAAUUUUGAUGGCAAGUGCUGAACAGUUGAUCUGUGGUGAUUGUAACCCAUGUUCUGAUUAAUAUACAUCUCUCGUUUUGUUGCAGAAA
This is a messenger RNA of Triticum aestivum (bread wheat), 1552 nucleotides long. Its product is annotated as dual-specificity RNA methyltransferase RlmN. The record is from RefSeq and is a predicted model, not a curated record. Gene Ontology annotation, molecular function: iron-sulfur cluster binding; RNA methyltransferase activity. The transcript is spliced from 8 exons. Lineage: Eukaryota; Viridiplantae; Streptophyta; Magnoliopsida; Poales; Poaceae. Gene Ontology annotation, biological process: tRNA methylation; rRNA base methylation. Bases 6 to 1046 code for a protein of 346 amino acids.